Molecule: messenger RNA, 447 nt
Organism: Helianthus annuus (common sunflower)
Lineage: Eukaryota; Viridiplantae; Streptophyta; Magnoliopsida; Asterales; Asteraceae
Exons: 2
Coding region: 1-447 (148 amino acids)
Biological process (GO): regulation of gene expression
Source: RefSeq, a predicted model, not a curated record
AUGAACCCAACAUAUGGUUCAGUGGGGUUGAUGUGGUCCGGGAACUGGGAGCAGUGUCAAGCAGCGGUUGACUCUGUGCUUCAAGGCUCUACAAUCAAGCAAUUCACUACCAAUAACAACCAUGAAACUGCUGUUAUGCCUCUUGAGGGUUGUGAUAUACGACAUCUCUCUAAGGUCCCAGACGCUGAGUGCCACCGUGUGAAGAUCCGCAACAAGUUUAAAAGGUCCCCUGGUAGUUUCGGUUCUGGUUAUGGUUCUGGUUCUGCUUUCCAGCAAGUGACUUCCACCAACUGUCGUGCUGAACCCGCCAAGUGCAAAAACACGGGGAGGACAUGGGAAGAGCCGAAGGGGAUGCGGGCUAUUAGCCAUGGGUCAUUAUCUGUUGAGACUGUGGAGGUUGAUGAUAACGGAAGUGGGAAGGUUUUCUUGGACUUGACUCUCGGAUAA